Molecule: messenger RNA, 357 nt
Organism: Trichomonas vaginalis G3
Lineage: Eukaryota; Parabasalia; Trichomonadida; Trichomonadidae
Product: protein of unknown function, DUF4106 family
Exons: 1
Coding region: 1-357 (118 amino acids)
Source: RefSeq, a predicted model, not a curated record
AUGCCACGUAAGCUACGUAAGAAUAUACGUAAGAGGAAGAGAGCAUUGAAACAUCCAAUAGUAAAACUGACACCACAACAACAGUUGCAACAACAAAUAAUGAAUGACCCCACUAUGUUGCAACAAAUGUCAAGCAACCCUAUGCUUUUAAACCGAGUUAUUGGUGCACAGAGUGGGGGUUUAAGAGCGGCACUUUUAGCGAAAAUGGCAGGCUAUGGUGGAGCUGCAGACGGAACAGCUUAUAACCCUCAAAGUCAAAUGAAUUUGAGUUCACUCAAAAAUCAAAUAACAGAUGUCAAAAAGUCAAACAUAGACAUACAGAAACAAAUAAGUGAAAACGAAAAGAAACUAGAAUAA